AUGUCCGAAUCAUGGUCCGAUCUCAAGCUGCAAACGGCGCCACCAGCGCCCGACCCAUCGGUACUACUAUCGGUGCCAGCACCCAACAUCCUGCUGGUGACCAUCAACCGGGUGAAGCAGAUGAACUCCAUCCCCUUCCCGGUCCAUUGGUACCUGCAUCGGGUGUUUGAGUGGUUCGACCAGGAGCCGACGCUGCGCGUGGCCGUCAUGACCGGCGCGGGCCCCAAGGCGUUCUGCGCCGGCCAGGACCUGAUCGAGCUGGGCAAACGCGACCCCAAGGUCCUGGAGGAGCAGCCUUAUCUCGCCAUGCACCCGUCCACCGGUUUUGCGGGCAUGAGUCGGAGGGUGGGCAAGAAGCCCAUCAUCGCGGCCGUCAAUGGCUUUGCGUUGGGUGGUGGAUUCGAGAUUGUUCUGAAUUGCGACAUGAGCGUAGCCUCACCAACCGCGACUUUCGGACUUCCCGAAGCCCUGCGCGGCAUCUACGCGGGCGCGGGCGGGCUGCCUCGACUGGUCCGCAACGUGGGGAUCCCACUGGCGUCGGAAAUCAGCAUGACGGGGCGGACGCUGACGGCGGCCGAAGCGCUGCAGUACAAUCUGAUCAACAAGGUGUCCAAGUCGCCGGAGACGGUGGUGCAAGAGGCGGUGGCGCUGGCCACCAAGGUCGCCAACAUCAGCCCGGACGCCAUCAUCGUCACGCGCGCCGCGCUCCGCGAGACCUGGGAGACCGCCAGCGUCGAGCGUGGCUAUAUCCUCGUCGACGAGCGGUACAAGCGCGGCCUUAUGGCCGGCGAGAAUACCAAGGAGGGCUUGGCCGCUUUUAGGGAGAAGAGGAAGCCUGUUUGGAAGCCUAGUAAAUUGUAG
Messenger RNA from Exophiala bonariae, 861 nucleotides. RefSeq lists its product as uncharacterized. Gene Ontology annotation, cellular component: mitochondrion. The record is from RefSeq and is a predicted model, not a curated record. Gene Ontology annotation, molecular function: enoyl-CoA hydratase activity. Bases 1 to 861 code for a protein of 286 amino acids. Gene Ontology annotation, biological process: fatty acid beta-oxidation. NCBI's taxonomy places the organism in Eukaryota, Fungi, Ascomycota, Eurotiomycetes, Chaetothyriales, Herpotrichiellaceae. The transcript has 2 exons.